Messenger RNA from Suncus etruscus (white-toothed pygmy shrew), 859 nucleotides. It is a transcript of the gene PSMB3, whose product is annotated as proteasome 20S subunit beta 3. Gene Ontology annotation, cellular component: proteasome core complex; proteasome core complex, beta-subunit complex. Gene Ontology annotation, biological process: proteasome-mediated ubiquitin-dependent protein catabolic process. The transcript is spliced from 6 exons. Bases 171 to 788 code for a protein of 205 amino acids. Lineage: Eukaryota; Metazoa; Chordata; Mammalia; Eulipotyphla; Soricidae. The record is from RefSeq and is a predicted model, not a curated record.
AACCUCGGAUCUGGUGACUGACGGACUGCACAGCCAAUAGAAAGCUGAAAGAUACCGGAAGUUCCCGCCUUCUAUCUUGAAAGAGAGAGCAGCAAGUAUCGGUUGUACAAGUGCAGGUCUGAGCCGCUGGGCAGCAUUUGCAGCGAUUGUGGGUCCCGUGCACCGCAAUCAUGUCUAUUAUGUCCUAUAACGGAGGGGCCGUCAUGGCCAUGAAGGGCAAGAACUGUGUGGCCAUCGCUGCCGACCGGCGCUUCGGAAUCCAGGCCCAGAUGGUGACCACGGACUUCCAGAAGAUCUUUCCCAUGGGCGAUCGACUAUACAUCGGCCUGGCCGGGCUUGCCACUGACGUCCAGACCGUUGCCCAGCGCCUUAAGUUCCGACUAAACCUGUACGAACUGAAGGAAGGGCGGCAGAUCAAGCCUUACACCCUCAUGAGCAUGGUGGCCAACCUCUUGUAUGAGAAGCGGUUCGGUCCCUAUUAUACUGAACCAGUCAUUGCUGGGCUGGACCCGAAGACCUUUGAGCCUUUCAUCUGCUCUCUAGACCUCAUUGGCUGCCCCAUGGUGACCGACGACUUCGUGGUCAGUGGCACCUGUGCAGAACAAAUGUAUGGGAUGUGUGAGUCCCUCUGGGAGCCUGACAUGGACCCAGAGCACCUGUUUGAGACCAUCUCACAGGCCAUGCUGAAUGCCGUUGAUCGUGACGCUGUGUCGGGCAUGGGGGUCAUCGUUCAUAUCAUUGAGAAGGACAAAAUCACCACCAGGACACUGAAGGCCCGGAUGGACUAGCCCUCUCUUCCCAGAAACUACACCUUUUCCUUGUUUGUUUUUUUCUAAUAAAAGUCUUUCUUUCAUUCCUA